UACAGAAUGACUCUUAAUUAUUUUCCUUCUUCCUUUCUCUGUUUCUCUAAAGGAAAAAGAUGUCGUCGAGCCGGAGGAAUCAGCUCAAGAGCUUGCUGCUGCAGAUCGGCGAGGCGAUGCUAGAGGAGGAGGCGCAGGAGGCCCAAAGGCAAAAAAUGAAGCACAUGGAGGAGAACUGUCCCGCCCUCUCCAUCCCAGGCUCCAUGCAGGAGCUCCAGGAGCUGUGCCGGAAACUUCAUAAGCAGAUUGAUUUGGUGGAUGAUGAGCGAUACGACAUGGAGAUCAAAGUGAAGAAGUCCAACAAGGAGAUCGAUGACCUGAAGCUGAUGGUUCAGGAUCUGAAUGGGAAGUUUAAGAAGCCGGCCCUGAAGAAGGUGCGGAUGUCGGCUGAUGCCAUGCUGGCUGCUCUGCUGGGCUCCAAACACAAAGUGUCUAUGGACCUGAGAGCCAACCUGAAGCAGGUCAAGAAGGAGGUGAAAGAGGAGGAGAAACAAACAGGCGACUGGAGGAAGAACAUUGAAGACAAGGCUGGGAUGGGCGGCAGGAAGAAGAUGUUUGAGACAGAAGCUUAAACAUCAGUGUGUUGUUCUUCUGUUGACCAGUAUUAUUCAUUUCUCUGUGUUAUGUGAGUCUAUGCUGUUGGCAAUGUGUAUAAA
Molecule: messenger RNA, 656 nt
Organism: Epinephelus fuscoguttatus (brown-marbled grouper)
Lineage: Eukaryota; Metazoa; Chordata; Actinopteri; Perciformes; Serranidae
Product: troponin I, fast skeletal muscle-like
Exons: 5
Coding region: 60-572 (170 amino acids)
Biological process (GO): muscle contraction
Cellular component (GO): troponin complex
Source: RefSeq, a predicted model, not a curated record